This is a messenger RNA of Lathyrus sativus (Indian pea), 1875 nucleotides long. The record is from the annotation of a GenBank genome assembly. Lineage: Eukaryota; Viridiplantae; Streptophyta; Magnoliopsida; Fabales; Fabaceae.
AUGGAGGUUUGUAAUUUGGUUUUCUGGAUGCUGUGUUUGUUGCUUCAUGUUCUGAUGAAGAUUUCUUCUGCUACUCUUUCUCCUUCUGGCAUAAACUAUGAAGUUGUGGCUUUGAUGGCUAUAAAAAAUGAUUUGAAUGAUCCUCACAAUGUUUUGGAGAGUUGGGAUAUAAAUUCUGUUGAUCCAUGUAGUUGGAGGAUGAUUACUUGUACUUCAGAUGGCUCAGUUUCUGCACUGGGAUUGCCCAGUCAGAACGUGUCUGGUACACUAUCUCCAAGAAUCGGAAACCUUACUAACUUGCAAUCUGUGUUACUUCAGAAUAAUGUUAUUUCUGGUCAUAUUCCUACGGCGAUAGGAAGCCUGGAAAAGCUUCAGACGCUUGAUCUAUCCAACAAUGAAUUUAGUGGCGAGAUGCCGAGUUCUUUGGGAGGUCUCAAGAACUUGAAUUAUUUGCGGUUAAAUAAUAACAGUCUUACAGGAGCCUGCCCUCCGUCUCUUAGCAACAUUGAAAGCCUUACCCUUGUGGACUUGUCCUACAACAAUUUGAGUGGUUCGUUACCGAGGAUAUCAGCAAGAACAUUAAAGAUAGUAGGUAACCCGUUAAUUUGUCCAAAAGAAAACAAUUGUACUACGGUUUUGCCCGAGCCACUUUCGUUCCCACCAGACGCUUUAGAAGCCAAACCAGAUAAUGGUAAAAAAGGUCAUCAUGUAGCACUUGCUUUCGGUGCAAGUUUUGGUGCUGCUUUUGUUAUUGUUACUAUAGUCGGGCUUCUUGUUUGGUGGCGGUAUAGACAUAACCAACAGAUAUUCUUUGAUAUUAACGAGCAUUAUGAUCCAGAAGUGCGCCUCGGUCAUUUAAAAAGAUAUUCGUUCAAAGAGCUUAGGACCGCAACCGACCAUUUCAACUCAAAGAACAUUCUAGGAAGGGGUGGCUUUGGAAUAGUUUACAAAGCAUGCUUGAACGACGGAUCCGUUGUGGCUGUUAAACGGCUAAAAGACUAUAAUGCAGCUGGUGGUGAGAUCCAAUUUCAAACGGAAGUUGAGACGAUAAGUUUGGCUGUUCACCGGAAUCUUCUAAGGCUUCGAGGGUUUUGCAGUACUCAGAAUGAGAGGCUUCUUGUUUAUCCAUAUAUGUCUAAUGGAAGUGUAGCCUCUAGAUUAAAAGAUCAUACUAAUGGCCGACCGGCUUUGGAUUGGACAAGGCGAAAGAGAAUAGCAUUAGGCACAGCAAGAGGGUUGGUUUAUUUGCACGAACAAUGUGACCCGAAAAUUAUCCAUCGUGAUGUUAAAGCAGCCAACAUUUUGCUAGAUGAAGACUUUGAAGCAGUUGUUGGUGAUUUCGGUUUAGCUAAGCUUCUGGAUCACAGAGAUACUCAUGUGACAACUGCCGUGCGUGGCACCAUUGGUCAUAUCGCUCCGGAGUACCUAUCCACCGGCCAAUCAUCAGAAAAGACCGACGUGUUUGGAUUUGGAAUCUUGUUGCUUGAGCUGAUCACAGGUCAUAAGGCUCUAGAUUUUGGUCGAGCAGCAAACCAGAAAGGUGUAAUGCUUGAUUGGGUUAAGAAGCUACACCUAGAAGGAAAGUUAAGUCAAAUGGUAGAUAAAGAUCUGAAAGGAAACUUUGACAUAGUUGAAUUGGGAGAGAUGGUUCAAGUAGCACUCUUGUCUACACAGUUUAAUCCGUCGCACCGUCCGAAGAUGUCAGAAGUGUUAAAGAUGUUGGAAGGGGACGGUUUAGCUGAGAGAUGGGAGGCGUCACAGAGGAUCGAAACGCCGCGGUUUCGGUUUUGCGAGAAUCCGCCUCAAAGGUAUUCAGAUUUUAUAGAAGAAUCAUCACUGAUAGUAGAAGCAAUGGAGCUUUCUGGCCCUAGGUGA